AUGAAGGAGGUGGGUAACGGGCGUCAUACUUCUUUUUGGUAUGAUAAGUGGUGUGAUUUGGGCGUUCUGGCUGAGAUACUUGGAGACAGAGGUAUCAUAGAUAUGGGUGUUCGUAGGGAAGCAACGGUAGAAGAAGUAUUAAAUAAUCAUCGGAGGAGAAGGAGGCAUAGGGGAGCUUCUCUUCAAGAUAUUGAAAAAGAGCUGGGGAAACUUGCUGAGAAGCAGAGUAAUUCAGAGUUGGACAAAGAUCUGUGGCGCUGGUCCUCGGGGUUUAAGCAAAAAUUCUCUACCAUGGAGACUUGGCAGUUGAUAAGAGAGACGGGGCUGCAGUGUGACUGGGGAAGCAGGGUCUGGUUCUCCAAAGCUACUCCAAAAUUCGCUUUCAUAACCUGGCUUGCUUUCAAAGAUAGACUUUCAACUCUGGAUCGCGUCUCUCGUUGGAGUCAAGGAAUUGACACUACAUGUGUACUCUGUAAGAAUGCUCCGGAAACGCGAAGCCAUAUUUUCUUUGAAUGUGCUGUUUCCUCUCAUAUUUGGGAGCAGCUCACCAAAGGGAUAAUGCGCAAUUCCUAUUCUAACUCAUGUGAGACUGUAAUGCGAUUGAUCUCGGCUAGCAUGGAGAAGAAGAAGCGUUUCUGCAUCAAUUAUGCUCUUCAAGUAGCUAUGUAUUUCUUGUGGAGGGAACGAAACAAGCGGCGUCAUGGGGAACCACCGAUGCCACUGUCUGUUAUGCUCAAGCUCAUUGAUAAGACCAUCCGAAAUAAACUCAGUUUGGUGCAGGGGAAACGAGUAAAGGGUCUUGAAGAAGUGCUGCAGUUCUGGUUUAGUACAAGACUGUAA
This is a messenger RNA of Brassica napus (rape), 840 nucleotides long. RefSeq lists its product as uncharacterized. The coding region runs from base 1 to 840 and encodes 279 amino acids. The transcript has a single exon. The record is from RefSeq and is a predicted model, not a curated record. NCBI's taxonomy places the organism in Eukaryota, Viridiplantae, Streptophyta, Magnoliopsida, Brassicales, Brassicaceae.